Messenger RNA from Stegastes partitus (bicolor damselfish), 5486 nucleotides. RefSeq names its product lymphoid-restricted membrane protein (gene lrmp). Lineage: Eukaryota; Metazoa; Chordata; Actinopteri; Pomacentridae. Gene Ontology annotation, cellular component: endoplasmic reticulum membrane. Bases 18 to 4613 code for a protein of 1531 amino acids. The record is from RefSeq and is a predicted model, not a curated record. The transcript is spliced from 39 exons.
GACGCCAGCUCUGCAGCAUGGACUACUGCACGCCACAGCCGUCUCGCCGUCACAACCCCGUGGACAGCAUCUGCCGCAAGCUGCAGACCAUCCAGUGGCGCGGUGACCGGGAACCCAACUCGCCUUUCCAGAUCCCCAAGCUCUCGUCCAGCAGCUACGACAGCCCCCAGUGCGGCCUCAGGCACAACCUGGAGGCCAUCCUGAAGAAGGGCGCUCUCCACAGGGACGAGGGGGAGAGGGGGAAGGAGAGGGUGAGGGAGAAGGGCCGAGGGAUCGGGAUGCCGAGCUCCGCGGCUUCCCAGAGGAGCAGCCUGGGUCCAUGUGUCCCUUCAUCCAGCCCUUCCACCCCUUUGUGCAACGCUUCUUCCACGCCGGCCAACGUCACCUACACCAUCACCAGCACCCUGGGGGAGAGGAGGGGCGCUGACGGGAGCGAGUUAAGACAAGCCAAGACAUGGCAGAGGUACUGUUCGACCCCUACGAGCCAGCCAAAGGACUCCCCUUAUUUUACGUUCACGCAAGGACCUCACUCGGUGCAGCCCGAGAGGCAGAGCGAGAGCCCUCCUUUGUCUCGCACCUUCACCCCGAGCCACGGCACGCUGUCCUACAACCUCAACUUCUGCUCUUCGGACAUGAUGAACUCCACCGAGUGCGAGCUGCCCUACCCGGCUCUGGUCGUGAAAAGGUUGUCCAUGGGAGAUGGAGCGGUCGUGGGACCUUCAGCCGCUUCAGAAACCAGGAAGGAGACGAUGGCAGAAAUCAGUCUGAUCUGCGAGGAGAAUCUGCUCGAUACCAUCUUCCACGCCUGUGACACUCAGCGCAGAGGUAAAGUGUACGUUUCUCACAUCGUCGACUACCUGCGACACACGACCAGUCGCAGCUCGGAGGACAGCGGGCUGGAGGAGCUCUGCAACAUGCUGGACCCGGAGCACAAAGAUGUCUCCAUUGAUCUGGACACGUAUCACGCCGUCAUGAGGGAGUGGAUCGAAGACUGCCGCAACAACGGAGAUGAGUCUGUCGACGACCUCACGCAGGACUCGGUGAAGCUCAGAGACAGCCUGUCUGCCAAGAGGUCCAUGCUGCUCAAUAUGACCUCAGGAAGCUUGGAGGCCUUCGGAGGGGAAGCGUCCAGAGCAGAAUUCGAAACAUCAGAGCUGGUGUACUGUGUCGCUGACCUCCAGAUGAGCAACCAGAAGCUCCAGGAGGAGGUGAGGAAGCUGAAGCAGGCGGUGGAGGGGAUGGAGGAGAGCAACCAGAAGCUCGCCGAGGAGAACGAGGACCUACGCGUUCAGGCCAGAGUCAACCAGCAGCUGGCACAGAAGGAGAAGAUGCUGAAGGAGGAGGUGGAAGAGAUGAAAGCCACUCUGAGCUGCACAGAGGAAGGCAGAGCUCGAGCCUCCGCGCACAGCAAACACGUGGAGAGAGAAAACCAGAGUCUCAUUGCCAAGAUCGCUGCUCUUCAGGAAGAGAACUUCAAGGUCACCAUGGAGACGGACGAGCUUCAGAAGAGGAUAACGGAGCUGUGUGACAUUAACGCUGACCUUCAGGUGCAAAUUCACUCUUUUGAUGCGGUCGUUAGUGAAAAGGAAGCUGCGAUACUAGAGAAGAGCCGACAUAUAGAUGAGCUGAAGGCGGCAGUCGAGGAAUACGCCUCCAUCAUAGAGCUGCUGAGGGUGGACAAGAGCAAACUGGAGAACCAGAUGCAGAUGAUUCUCCCAGACCUGGCUGGGGCGAGUCUGUCUCUGUCGGUGGCGUACAGGAUGAACCAGAGCAGCUUAGGAUCCCUGCAAACAGAACUGGCUCUGGCUCAGUCGCCACUGGAGGCUCCUCACGGAGUCGACCAUUUGUCCACCACCAUGAGCUUUGCCUCCCCGCUGGACGAGACUCUGGACCGAGAAGUGCUGCUGAUGCUGCAGGGACCAAGUCCUGAACACAUGGCUCUGGAGUUCAAGAGCCUCCUGCACAAACUGAAAAGGGAUUUCAGGGAAGAAACCGACUCGGUCUUAUCUACAGUCAGAGGAUUGUUUGAUGACCACACACAGCCGGCGGGCGACGCAAAUCUGCAGACGGUGCAGGCCGAGCUGGACGCGAGGAGGGCGGACUGGGUCCUCAGCCUGGACCAGCUGGCCCAGUACACGGACUCGCUGGAGAAGGAGCUGAUCAAAAUGGCCAGCAACAUGAGGAGGUCGCGCACCGAGAUCCUCCACCUCUCAGUCAGGGUGCAGGAGCAGGAGAACCAGAAGCGGCAGCUGUGUGAGGAGCUGGAGCAGCUAAAGACGCCUCAGGACAGCCGGGAGGCCUCAUGCCAGACACCUGCACCAGAGGACGAGCCCGGAGAUGACUUGGACUGGGAUGAGGAGUUCGCCCUCCAAGACUUCCUGAAGAACGAGCUGGCGGAGAGGAACUGCCGGGACGAGCGAAGAGGCAGUCGCCCCGAGGAGACGGCAGAUAAGCUGACGGACAGAGGCGGCGGCGGCGGCGGCGACGAGGAGGACGGGGAGGAGAGGUGGACGGUGGUGGACACAGCGGGAGAAGGAGAAGUGAGGGACACGUCGACUCCCCUGGAGGCCCGGCCUGGUCAGGAAACGGAAAGUCGAGACUCUGCAGCCUGCACGGAGCCGGAGGUGAACUGUGAGCCGCUGCAGGAAGAGGCAGCGGUGCCAUUGAGCGCCCACUCACAAGCUGUCAGCAUUAGACAGCCUGAGGCGGAUGCUCUCCCUGAUCUGUCCCACUCAGAGAACAACACUGCAGACGUUUGUGAGAGUGCAGAGUCUCAGUCGUGCGGUCCGACCCAAAGCCUGAGCACCGAGCCCGACCAGGAUCAAACCAUCGAGCCUGUGAACACCCCUCCCACAGAAGGUGAAAUGGUUUCUCCCAACAGCACAUCACCUGGACCGGAGGAGACCAUCGCACAGAGUGAGAGCAUCCAGCCGACCGGCGACGACCGCAGGGAAGAAGAAGAAGAGAAAGGAGGCGACGUGGACGCGAGCGCCGGAGACAUGAGUCGCUCUAAGAGCCUAAGCCAGGACCCGUCGGCAGACAGAUCAGCAGCUGAGGACAGCACGAGCCUGCUACCUGUGCUGGUGGAGGAGGAGGAGAGCAUCCAGGACGGCGCGGCCGAGGCUCCAGCAGCUGGCAUGGCGGGGACUGACCGGCUCACCAGCAGUGGGCCGACCACCACCACCACCUCCUCCUCCUCCGACAGCAGCUCCGCUCAGUCGGCCAACCAAUCGGGGAGCGUGGGCGGCGUGACCUCCGACCCCGGACACUCGGAGGUUAGCGAGGCCAGAAAGGACGCCUUCCUUCGCAGCAAAAAUAAGAGGGAACUGGAGCUGACGCGCGGCAUGGAGGCCAUCGAGGAGCAGAAGGUUCAGGAGGACCAGAGUGAAACCAACAAGACCACUGAGAAGGAAGCUGAUAUGUCAGUCAUCUCUGACAACGGCGAAACCUUCAAAGAGGACAGAAACAGCCUGUCGCCAAGUGACAAGGAGAUAGAGGCGGAGUUCCAGCGUCUGGCUCUGGGGUUCAAGUGCGACAUGUUCACCCUGGAGAAGAGACUCCGACUGGAGGAGCGGUCGCGUGACUUGGCCGAGGAGAACGUCCGCAGAGAAGUGUCCAGCUGCCAGGGCUUACUGCAGGCUCUGAUUCCUCUGUGUGAGGACGACAACCAGUCCAUGGAGAUCAUCCAGAGGCUCCAGAAGAACCUGGAUAUCCUCAUCCAGUCCAUGACCCGAGUGUCCAGUCGCUCCGAGAUGCUUGGAGCCAUUCACCAGGAGAGUCGUAUCGGCAAAGCGGUGGAGGUGAUGAUCCAGCAUGUGGAGAACCUGAGGAGGAUGUACACCAAGGAGCACGCCGAGCUGCUGGAGCUGAGAGAGACGCUGAUGCAGAACGAGAGGUCGUUCGGAUCGCAAACGGAAAGAGAUGACUUCCGCGGUAAGAAGCAGUCGUCGUCUCAGUACUACAAGUCGACAUCCCGGCGGGUCAGCAUAGCAGCAAUUCCCCGUGGAGGCAACAUGCACUUUGACAUGUCUAAAACUCAAGAUGGCUCAGAGGCGGAAACAGAGCGGCUGACCAGGCGAUCCCCGUGGAAUAUGGCAGGGAAGAGCACAGCGCGUCCCCCGCUAAAACGCUUUGUUAGCUCUGCGGCAUGGGUUGACACUGAAGAGCCCUCCCUCAUGAUGAAGGGGACGGCCUGCAACAACACAGACUGCCAGUCGGAGGAAGAGCAGAAGGAGGAGGCAGUGGCAGAGAGGAGGAGGUCCAGUCUCAGUGAGCUGGGCAGCAAACUCACCUCCCUCAUUCUGCCCCUUAAGACCCCGAGCCCUUCGUCCAGCCCGACGUCCACAGACCCAGGGAUGGCUCAGUCUCUGUCCCACGGCCUGACCAGCUCUCGGGCCGCGGCGGCAGCAGCGGUGGCCAGAGGAGGCAGGGGCCUCUGGCUCUGGUUGGCCAUGGUGGUGGUGCUAGCAGCUCUCCUGGCGCUGCUGGCCAGCCUGGUGAUGCAGCCGGCCGUGGACGCGGCCCCCGUGGGGACCGGGGACUCCUGGAUGACCAUCCAGCAGCUGCUGUGGCCCUACACGGGGCUCCGGCACAACGGACAGCCCCCCGUCUAGCCCGGGGCCCCCGCGGGUGGAUGGUGCUCCCGCCCGUCGGCCCUCUGCAGAGCUUUUCUGCACACUGGCGUCGGUGAUGGAAGGAGAACAGUGUGCGACUCCCGAGCAGAGGCUGUCGGGAUGUUUACUGGUGCCUGAAGAUUCCUAAAACGAGACUUUUGCAUUGGCAGCACAGGCCGGGCCUCGGAGGGAUAGUUAACCCUGCCCAGGAUUUUAUGCAUCACCUCACGUUUGCUAAACUAGUUAGUCUGUGUGUGUGUGCGCAUGUGUCUGUGUUUACGAGAAGCAGUUACAGGUCGUCCCUCACGGCGGACGUCAUGCUGUCAGUGCUGCUGGCCGCCGUCUCCCCGGAUCGCCCGUCCAAUCAGGGUGCAUCAGACACCGGAGCUGGCGCUGAUCAUGCCACUAUACCACUAGAAUGAUAGCACUGAUGAGUCCGUCAACGCGCUGCUCCGACUGUGCCACACAGCUUUUUAAACACAUUUCACGGAUCCGGGAGACCGCCAGCCUUUUUAACGGGAUUUUACAUUCAUUUCCUCAUCGGUUGCAGAGGACAUUUUAUAACUUUUAAGUCAACAAACACUGGUAAUAAAACUUUCAUUUUAAGUGUUUUAAAGUGUUUAUGAAAUCUAUAUUUAUGAGUUUGUUAGUUUUGAGUGGGAAGCUGUGAAUAUGUUUAUUUUUGUUAAGUUAUAAUUCUGCAUUGUUUCAGUCUGAACACCAAAGGGUUGUUUUGGUUUUUUUAUUAUUAUUAUUAUUGUUUUCCUCUACAAGUUCUUGCUGUGGUUGUCACCGUUCAACUUCAUACACUUUUGUAUGUCCCAAAGAAGAUGCGUGGAUCUUUGCACAAAUAAAGUAGCCAAUUCUACAAUA